Molecule: messenger RNA, 4209 nt
Organism: Cephus cinctus (wheat stem sawfly)
Lineage: Eukaryota; Metazoa; Arthropoda; Insecta; Hymenoptera; Cephidae
Gene: twf
Product: twinfilin
Exons: 5
Coding region: 243-1289 (348 amino acids)
Biological process (GO): barbed-end actin filament capping; regulation of lamellipodium assembly; positive regulation of neuron projection development
Cellular component (GO): actin filament; cytoplasm; myofibril
Molecular function (GO): actin filament binding; actin monomer binding
Source: RefSeq, a predicted model, not a curated record
GAUCGUUCAUCGUGCAUGACGUUGCUACAAGGUCAAACUUUUCUCUGUCGCUAAGGGCCACAGAAUAACUCUAGCGGUAAUUGGCCGUGUUUGUCGUGUACUUCACUAAGCUUUAUUACUAUUGGCUCGCUCUUACAUCGCCUAUCAUAGCUCGGUGGGUAGUGCAUGAACACUUCAGUCAACUUUGGCGGAUCGAGCAAGAUAGUAGUGUGUCUGUAGAACUCCGCGAUAUCUGGGAAAGAAUGUCACAUCAGACUGGAAUUAAAGCUAACGAUGCACUCAAGAAAGUAUUUGCAAAAUGUCGAGAUGGCAAAAUACGUGUCCUCAAAGUUUCUAUAGAGAAUGAGGAAUUAGUACCUGCUUCCUCUUCGAAGCCUGUUGGCAAAUGGCAAGAUGAUUAUGAUAAAAUGGUGAAACCACUAAUUGUUGAAAAUCAACCAGCUUAUAUUUUAUAUCGUCUUGAUUCAAAGUCUCCUGAUUCUGGAUAUGAUUGGUUAUUUAUCUCAUGGUCACCUGAUAUUGCACCAAUUAGACAGAAAAUGCUGUAUGCCUCAACCAAAGCUACCUUAAAACAAGAAUUUGGCACUGCAUCUAUAAAAGAAGAAUUGCACGGAACUGUUCCUGAGGACAUUACUUUGGAAGGAUACCGUAGGCAUAAGAGGAACGAUGCUGCACCAGCACCAUUAACUACGGCUGAGGAGGAGCUAGCAGAGCUCAAGAAAACUACUAUUAAUACGGACUAUAGUGUAGAGACAAGGCAUCAGACUUUAAGCGGCGUUGCUUUCCCUGUGACGGAUGAAGCAGAGCAAGCAAUCACUGACUUAGGCAAAGGACUUCACGAGUAUGUUCAAUUAAAAAUUGAUCUUGAGGAGGAGAAGAUACACUUGGUAAUGGCUUGUGAAGUUUCUUUGGACAAACUCCCAACAAAAGUACCAUCAGAUGCAGCCAGGUAUCAUCUCUACAACUUCAAGCACACUCACGAAGGCGAUUACAUAGAAAGUAUAGUAUUCAUAUACAGUAUGCCAGGGUAUAGCUGCAGUAUUAAAGAAAGGAUGCUGUAUUCCUCGUGCAAAGCACCUCUACUUGAUCUCAUUCAAUCUCUCGGAGUGAAUAUAACAAAAAAGUUGGAAGUAAAUAGCGGAGACGAGUUGGCAGACAUGUUGGAGGACCCUCCUACCAUAAAAGAAACAGCAGCCACGACACCCGCGACUCCGUCAACGCCUUCCGCUCCUAUUCAAUCAAUGCCUGAGAAAAAGUCGAAGCAGAAGCGUUCUUGCGUUCUGAGUUAACAGGUUCCUCCAAUCGAGGUUUACAAAACUUGCCAAUUUUGCAUUGCGUUCGCGGUAUCACGUAUAUAUGCAAAUUUCUUUUUAAAAAAUGUCGACAACACGAAGACAGCGUGUCCAUCGUACUAUGUCAUUUGCUUUUAUAUUAUGACUUUCUGGUUUCCCGUGAAUUCUUGUUAAAACAUUCAGUCUUUUAAAUGUUACGGAUUCUCUAUAGUUCAUCGCGUAGUUUUUAAAUGAAUUUUGAACGUAAGAGCUGAUGAUUAAACGUCGUUUAAUGACUUUUAGGAUUAGUCGUUCAAAGUGAUACGUAUACCUAUUUAGCUGAAGAGAGUAGACCAAAACGGUGUAUUUUUCUAAAUUUUAAAAAAACCAAAAUCGUCAAGUCAAAUUCUUAUCGGGUUCGACAUUAAAUUGUGAAUUAAUGAUAUUGAUGUGUGCCCUCUUUUUCUGAACAAAAGUAUAUAUGUAUAAUACGGCGUACCAUUAUAAAUUCGCGAUAUCCUAGUAAACGUUACAUGGUCAGUUGUCUCGUUUUACACUGAGAUUAAUAUUACAUUUUUUCCUCAAACUUAUCGCGUGCAACGCUAAUUUGUGGUCGAGCCUUUUCUUGUUGCUGGGUUUUCCCUUUUCUUAUUUUCGUUAAGCACACAAACUAUUUAGUACACGUUUGACGUGUCGAAUGGGUAAUUCUUUAAUCAAGAAACUAUAUUAUUAUUUGAAAUUAGACUUACUGCUACUAAUCACACUCUAUACCAUGUUCCUCUUUAGUAUGCAGCAUCAUUAACAAUUAAAAAACAUAUUUCUUAAUUUACACCAUAUCCGCGUACAUUACCUUCUACGCUGUGAAUUUGUAUCCUAUUAUUUUUUAAUUCAAAAUAUUAACAUCACACACCAAGUUGGCACAUUCAGUACAGCUGUAGCUGCAGCAGCACAAGCAGAUAGUCUUAAUUUAGGAUAAAAUAUCAUGGAAAGAGGAUAAAUCUCAGUAAUUUAAGUGAAAACUGAUAAGUAUCCAGCUCGUCGUUAUUAACAAUGAAAAAUCCAGCAGGGCAAGUCUUAAAUUAGUUCCUAGUCUUAUGCGAAGUGAUACGUACAUAUUAAGUUGCCCUCUAAUUUCUCAUUUUUAGGUGAUCAAAAAAAAUAGCCAAAAGGCUCGACCUGCAAUAGCGCGUCACAUAUGCACAUUUACGGUUUUAAUAAAUUAGGACGAAUUAUAUUGUUUAAUAACAAUGAAGUAUUUCUCGGCAGUUGGAUUGCCGUAUUGUGAUUAUUAGAGGAGUUAGGAAAGAAUUCCAUGCGCUCUAGCUAGCUAACGCCAAUAACCUAACUGCUCUGCAUUAUAUUCUAAUAAUUAAUUGAUAACGAUAAUAUACAUAUAUACAUAUAUAUGUAUAUUGUAAACGGGCAUGCGAGUUGACAUAUGCGCCGCUUUAAUGCAUCCCUUGUUAUAAUAUUUGCAAUUCUAUCUUGCAAUAAAACAUCUCAGAUUAGGAUGUCUUUUUUGUGGCGCAUUGUCACUUCUAUUGCAACUUAGUGUUAAUGAUUAUUACUUUAUAUAUACAUAUUGAAUAUAUAUUGAAUAAUAUCUAUAUGCAUAUGAUAUGUAUACAUAUAUGUAUAUAUAUAUAUAUAUAUAUAUAUAAUAUUAUAUUGCGAAUGAUAUAUAUAUGACAUAUUAAAAUUCACAAAAUAUAACGUAAGGCUGAACGUGGCGAGUCCCAUCGGCUUUAUAUUAGCUAAAUGCGAUUCGACAAAUUUCUCUUUGAAAUUUAAUGGGCAUUCGAGAUCGUAAAUAAUUGUACUGUUAUUUGUUUGAAUCUGUUUUCUUUUCCUUCGUUUUUUCCGUCGUACAGGUAAUCGCGUUUUUGCAGAGUGAACGUUUACGCAGAUGAGAUUUUUUUAAAUCUCCGCCCGUGUGCAUUUUUCUUGAUUGUAUGAUAUUCGCUGCUUUUUUCUUCUUGUUGCCGUUUAAUAUACAAUGACAUCACACGCACAUCCAAAUCAGGAGUUCGGAGCUUAUCGCGGAUGGGACCGCAACCACGUAGAUACCUGAAAGGAGGAAAAGAGGAGGAUAUUCGAGAGGCAUUCUAUUUUUCGUGAUGUGUAUUUUUUUAACUCUUGUAGCUUUUUAUAAAACUUUUGAGAAAUUUCUGUCCCAGUCACUUCUAGUAUAUUGAAGUUCACGAUCUUUGGCCUAUCAAUUAGACGUGCGUCGACGACAGGGAAGAGCGCGGAGCAAACUCUUGACACCGUAACAAUAGUCGUACGUUAUAUUUGUAUUUUGUCACUGUACAAUGAGCUAAGCUAAGUUCUUGCUUUUCUUUUUUUGUUCUUCCUUGAUCGAUUGUCUUUUGUUAUUUUAUUCGAAUAAAGUACGAGAGCGUAUAUGCUUAUCGAUGGAAGUACAUACAUGCAAUUACGAGUAUAGGGUAUCAGACUCGGUGGCAUAUUUACUGUUCUUGAUUUUUUAUUCAUAUUUAAUUGUGUUUAUUAAAAAUUCAAAAGUGAUUGAUGAGAGUCGUUUUUAUAUAUUUUGUAAUUUCACGUAGCGUUUCGUGUAAGCUUUUGAUUCGCCACUUCGCUGUCAGACGAUCCCACGCACGAUCAGGUUUUAAUGUACGAAUUUGUUUGAAACGCUCAAAGUCAUGGACAAAUUGAAUUUAAAAAAAGAAAUGAAAAAGAUAUUGUGUUCUGACGUAUAUAUUAUUGCGAGACGCACACUUUUGCCUGGGCACUAUUAUUAUUUAACAAUGAAGCGUUCAAGCGCCAGGCCUAUUCUGUAAGUUCUCGAUAAAUCUGAUGACUAAUUAUUUAUAAACGGUUCUGUUGUAAUUGUAGGUUCCUUAGUACGAACAAAUGAAUUGUAUAUCUUGCCAAUAUUAAAUAUACUAUGAACAAUAAAACCAUUAUACAAUUUCAA